GGCGGGCGGGGACGAAGCAGAGCCAAGUCAGGUCCAGCGGCUCCCGCUAGCCCGAGGCUGUCUCCGUUGUCCUGUGGCAGCGGAAGGGCCCCGAAGGAGCGUGGCGGACGGGCAGGGACGGGGCCCGCUCUCCGCCCGGGCGGAGCUGCACGGCAGUUUCGGCGCGGCGCCUCCCUGCGGCGGGAGCGGCCGUUUGCCCGACAGCGCCGUAGGGCGCCGGCGCUGCUUGUCUGGGCAGGAGGAAGGUCCAGGCCUCGCCGCUGUCCCUGGAGCUGCCGGCCAGGCCGAGCUGGGAGCACCCGCGGAGCUGCGAGCCGCAGAGGGCGAAGCACGGGCGUCGUAGUGAACUUCUUGUUUGUUUGUUUUAAUUACCAGUUUCAUUCCUAAACGAAACGGUGCUGCUAGACAUUUUAAAAGUAGCAUACUCUGGAAGUGUGGAACUCGAUUAAUGGUGGGAAGAAUGAAAGGGAAGAGGAAUGAAAGAAUGUUGAACCUUUUUGUUUGGCUGUAUGAUGGAAGGAAACCGGACGGAGAACCUCAGCAAUAGAUCAUUUGGAUGGCUUCAGCAGCAAGAGAAUGAUGCUAAACCAUGGCUCUGGAAAUUCUCUAAUUGCUUUUCUGUUGCUGAACAGUCUUUGCCUUGCAGUGCAAAAACGAAAGAUUACAUGGAGAACAAGAAAGUUGCUGCAGAACUGAAGGAUGCUUCAUCACUUCAUAAUGCUGGCUCUAAACAGUUUCCAUCAGUACCACUUCCUGAUGUUCACCCUCUUCAACAGCAAAUACAGCUUUCACCUGGCCCGAAAGUAAGCUGCUGUGCUCAUGGCUCUGACUCUUCCUGUACUCCACAAAUGCACUGUGGUGGUGGUGGUGGUGGUAAUUUGGUUCACCCUGGCACAAUAUUAGACCCCAAAAGCACUGGGACGAUUACUUGUCAAGUGGGGUCAGGAUUUGCUUAUCAGUCUGCAUCUUCGCUGAAGAACCCUCCAUCUAGAAGCAAUUUGUCAGGCAUAGCGAGUGAGUUCCCAGGCAUGUGCGUAGAAAACAGUGUCUCUUCCUGUCAACAUCUGCCCUGUUGUGGAAAACUCCAUUUCCAGUCCUGUCAUGGUAACAUGCACAAGCUGCAUCAGUUCCCAGCCCUUCAGAGCUGCACACCUUCUGGCUAUUUCCCUUGUUCUGAAUUCUCGAGUGGGGCUCCAGGUCACUUGGAUGAGCAUAUUGCACAGUCGGAGCUAACAUCACAUGUGUGCGCCAACCCUUUGCACCUAAACAUGGCACCUUCCCUUUGUGUAAAAGGCUCUCACUGCUGCAGUGACUGCUUGAGCAAGCCAACCAGAAACAGCCUAGCUGAUGCUACUAAAAUCUGGCCAAAUAUUCCUCCUCCAAGUGCACAGACUGCAUCUGUUCCUAUCCCAAUAUGCAAUGGCUGUGGAACCAAAGGAACAGGAAAUGAGAAGAGUUUGCUACUGGCGAGCAGCCUUGGCAAAUCACCACAGAAAUAUGGGUCUCCGGAAGUUGCAAUAACAGGCCAAGUUCUGGAAAACUUGCCUCCCAUUGGAGUCUUCUGGGAUAUUGAAAACUGCUCAGUUCCCACUGGUCGCUCAGCUAUAGCAGUUGUGCAGAGGAUUCGUGAGAAGUUUUUUAAAGGUCACAGAGAGGCAGAAUUCAUCUGUGUGUGUGACAUUAGCAAAGAAAAUAAAGAAGUUAUUCAGGAGCUGAACAACUGCCAGGUGACUGUUGCACACAUCAAUGCCACAGCAAAGAAUGCUGCUGAUGACAAACUCAGGCAGAGUCUUCGGAGAUUUGCUGAUACACACACUGCGCCUGCCACUGUGGUUCUUGUGUCGACGGAUGUUAACUUUGCUCUGGAGCUCAGUGACCUGAGACAUAGACAUGGUUUUCAGAUCAUUUUGGUGCAUAAAAACCAGGCUUCAGAAGCACUCUUACAUCAUGCUCAUGAGCUUAUUUGUUUUGAAGAAUUUAUUUCAGACUUGCCACCAAGGUUACCGCUGAAAGUGCCGGCAUGCCAUACCCUGCUAUAUGUUUAUAACCUACCAACAAACAGAGACAGCAAAAGCGUCAGUAACAGACUCCGGCGUCUGUCAGACAACUGUGGAGGGAAGGUGCUGAGCAUCUCUGGUAGCAGUGCCAUCCUCCGCUUCCUAAACCAGGAAAGUGCUGAGCGGGCUCAGAAGCGAAUGGAGAAUGAAGAUGUUUUUGGCAACAGAAUUGUAGUGUCCUUUACUCCCAAGAGCAAAGAGCUUAGUGAAACAAAAAAUGCCAGCUUUGUGGGAACUGAAAAGGUGAAGUCCCCCAAAAAAGUGAACAAGAACACAAAGCUGUGCCUCCUCAACAAAGACUCAAGUGAUCAGUCUUCUGGCAUCAAAGGCUCUGCUGGGAAAGGACUCCUGGUCCAUGGAUCUGUCAGACUAACAAGUGUUAAAAGCCUACAGGAGCUGUGCUGCCUUGAAUCAAAGACCAUCAAUAGAAGUACGGAACAUCAGCAAGAACAUUUAAGAGAACAAAUUCCUUCUCUUCAGAGCAACUCUAAUGCAGCAGUGAUUCCUAUGUCUCUGGCAACCAAAAAAACUGGAACAGGAGAAUCAUCCUGUAAAACUAGUCAGAAUAGAAAAGAGACCUCUGCUUCCAGAAGCAUUACCAACUCCCCUGUAGAUAAAAAAGACAAAGAUGAAGCUGUAUUUCAGGUCAGCUAUCCUUCUGCUUUCAGUAAGCUGACAGCCUCUAGACAACUCAGUCCUUUAUUCAUGUCUCAAAGCUGCUGGUCAUCUCGGAGUAUGUCUCCAAACCUCUCCAACAGAUCAUCUCCACUCACAUUUAAUGUGGUAAAUCAUAGCAGUGGUACUGACUGUCCUGAUCCUUUUGCAAAUGGUGCAGACGUCCAGGUCAGCAAUUUGGAUUACAGAUUGUCCAGAAAGGAGUUGCAGCAAAACUUGCAAGAAAAUUUCUCAAGACAUGGCAAGGUAAAAAAUGUAGAGCUCAGUCCUCAUACAGACUACCAGUUGAAGGCUACAGUUCAGAUGGAAAAUCUGCAAGAAGCAAUCAGUGCUGUCAACAGUCUUCACAGAUACAAAAUUGGCAAUAAAAGGAUCCAAGUCUCAUUAGUAACAGGGGCUGCUAGUAAAUCACUCUCUCUGCUUAGCUCAGAAACGAUGUCCAUUCUGCAAGAUGCACCUGCUUGUUGUCUGCCUGUGUUCAAAUUCACAGAAAUCUAUGAAAAGAAAUUCGGACAUAAGUUAACCGUAUCAGACCUGUACAAACUAACAGACACUGUGGCGAUCCGCGACCAAGGGAAUGGGCGCCUGGUGUGCCUUUUACCCAGCAGCCAAGCCCGGCAGAGUCCCUUGGGAUCUUCACAGUCACAUGAUGGUUCUUCAGCAAACUGUAGUCCUAUAGUAUUUGAAGAGUUGGAAUAUCAUGAGCCUGUUUGUAAGCAGCAUUGCCUGAAUAAAGACUUUAUUGAGCAUGACUUUGAUCCAGAUUCUUACAGAAUUCCUUUUGUGAUUUUGUCUCUGAAGACAUUUGCUCCCCAAGUCCACAGUCUUCUUCAGACACAUGAGGGUACUGUGCCUUUAUUAAGUUUUCCUGAUUGUUAUAUGUCAGAGUUCAGUGAUCUGGAAGUAGUGCCAGAAGGCCAGGGUGGCGUUCCUUUAGAACACUUGAUUACCUGUGUUCCUGGAGUUAACAUUGCCACUGCCCAAAAUGGAAUUAAAGUCAUUAAAUGGAUACAUAACAAGCCACCACCUCCCACUACAGAUCCUUGGCUUCUACGUUCUAAGAGCCCUGUAGGUAAUCCACAACUUAUUCAGUUCAGUAGAGAAGUGAUAGACCUACUUAAAAACCAGCCAUCCUGUGUCAUACCUGUCAGUAAAUUCAUCCCAACUUACCAUCAUCACUUUGCAAAGCAAUGCCGUGUGUCUGACUAUGGGUAUUCUAAGCUAAUGGAGCUGCUGGAAGCAGUGCCUCAUGUGCUGCAGAUUCUGGGCAUGGGUUCCAAACGCUUAUUAACUCUGACGCACCGAGCUCAGGUGAAGCGCUUCACCCAAGACCUGCUGAAGCUGCUCAAGUCACAGGCCAGUAAGCAAGUCAUUGUGAGGGAGUUCUUGCAGGCUUAUCAUUGGUGUUUCUCAAAGGACUGGGAUAUUACUGAGUAUGGGGUGUGUGAACUGGCUGAUAUCAUAGCAGAGAUUCCAGAUACAACCAUCUGUUUGUCACAGCAGGAUAAUGAAAUGGUAAUCUGUAUUCCCAAAAGAGAACGUACACAGGAAGAAAUUGAAAGAACCAAACAAUUUUCUAAAGAGGUAGUAGACUUACUACGUCAUCAACCCCAUUUCAGAAUGCCCUUCAACAAAUUUAUCCCAUCUUACCACCACCACUUUGGUCGUCAGUGCAAACUUGCUUACUAUGGGUUUACAAAACUACUUGAACUCUUUGAAGCCAUACCAGAUGUCUUACUUGUAUUGGAAUGUGGGGAAGAGAAAGUUCUCACACUGACAGAGGUGGAACAAGUCAAAGCGGUUGCUGCCCAGUUUGUUAAACUGCUACGGUCUCAGAAAGACAACUGCCUUCUGAUGAGUGAUUUACUGCCCGAGUACAGUAAGACCUUUGGGUACACACUGCGUCUGCAUGACUAUGAUGUCAGCUCCGUGCCAGCUCUGAUGCAGAAACUUUGCCAUGUCGUAAGGGUUGUUGACACGGAGUCUGGCAAGCAAAUUCAGCUGAUAAAUAGAAAAUCUCUGCGGACUCUAACUGCCCAACUGCUGGUCUUGUUGAUGUCCUGGGAUGAAGCAUCCUUUCUGUCUGUUGAGCAACUUAAACAGCGUUAUGAAACAGUCCAUGGUACUUCACUUAAUCCAUGUGAAUAUGGGUUUGUGACCUUAACUGAACUCCUGAAGAGUCUACCUUACCUAGUUGAGGUUUUUACUAAUGGCACAGCAGAGGAAUACGUGAAACUUACAAAUCUGUAUAUGUUUGCGAAGAAUGUGAGAUCCCUGCUUCACACUUACCAUUACCAGCAGAUUUUUCUUCAUGAGUUCCUUGUAGCAUACAGCAAACACACCGGAGAAGUGCUGCAACCCAAAUCAUAUGGAUGCAAUAAUUUAGAAGAGCUCUUGGGAGCCAUUCCACAGGUGGUCUGGAUUAAAGGACAUGGCCAUAAGAGAAUUGUGGUGUUGAAGAGUGAUAUGAAAACUCGUUUUAGCUCUCCUAGUCUUCCUCCUGCUGAUCAUGUGGAUGAUCCUGGAAAUCAACUUGCUAACCAUAGUGGAUGUGAUAUGGGGAACCGAGGAUCCACUUCAUCACUGGAACUAAAUCUAGGAGCACCUGUUCCUAAUCAAACUGAGCAAGAACUUCUUUGCCUCACAAACACAUCUCCUGUUGACCUCUUGUGUGAGCCAGUUCCUUCCUGCCUACCAUCCCCACAGCUGAGACCUGAUCCAGUGGUUCUGGAAUCUGCAGACCUCAUUCAGUUCGAGGAACGCCCUGCACCCCUCUCCGAAAUAAUGAUUUUAACAGAAGAAGAGAAAGAAAGAAUUGUUACCACAGCUCAAGAGAAAAUGACCUCUGAUUCUGUUGUAUGUAAUACCACAGAGAAUGCUUCAGUGCCUCCCUGUCAAUCUUCUGAAACCCAGCUAAACAAGGAAGCAAUGGACAGCCCAGCCAAAAGGCAACACAAAACCAAGGUGAAAUUAGCAGCAAACUUUUCACUUGCACCCUUAACCAAGCUUUAACUCUAUUUUUAGUGUGAAAGACAAGUUCCUAUGGACUCUGCACAAAGUAACCUGUUUGCUAGCCCUUAUGUAUUUUAAUGAAAGGCCUAGAAGAAUUAAUUUCUAUUUACUGUAUCCUGUGAAGAUUUUGUUCCUUUUACAAUGAGCACAGCUGUUAGCAGAGCAGAUAUUUUCUAUUAUUUUGAAAAAUUUCUGGCAUUUGUUAAAUUACUCCUAAAUUUUACAGUUUUUCAUAAAUGUGUUCAGUAAAAGCAAACUAUCAAUUCAAUUACAAUGGAACAGGUUUUAUUUUCCCUAAGCCUCACUGGUGGUGUAAUCAUACCUAUAGCAUACUGUGUUCUAUAGGCUGUUGCUUACUGGUGUUGUUUCAGACAGUAUUAAUAAAAUGCAUGAUCUGUCUUGCCGAAGCCUGUGGAGGAACUUAAACUUGCUGACAUGAAAUGCCAAGACUGAGGGAGCUCAUUGUACUCCAGAGGAGGAACUUGUUCUCUAAGCUUUCAGGUGACUUGUAGCUGCAUUGGCCAUACUUUGAUCUGGAGAUGUCUGUAGAAGGUUAUGUGGCUAUUUGGUAAAAGCUGUUUUAAAUCUAGCUUCCAGUUCCAUUUAGGAGCUUUCUGCCACAUCCAUGCUGUAAGCUUCCCUUUUCUAUUUAGUUCCAGUCUGGCACAGAUCUGGUUAAGGAAAAGACUGUCUUGGUGUCAUGAGUUGAAGAUACAGACACAGACAUUCUUUUGUGUCUGAAAAUAAAGUUAGGAAGAUUGAUAUUUCUGAACUAUGCAUUUAAUGCAUAAAUUACAGACAAUGGAGCUGGUCUUGCUAAAAUGUGUUGUGCUGGAAGGUGUUGAUGCUAUUUCCACCUGUAAGGAAUGUUGUAGCUACAUGUGGAAAUGCUAAGGUUGUUCUGCUUAACCUUGUUUUCUAUUUUUAAGUCUGUUCAGUAAGUGGGAAGUUUAUUCUUUGAUGUGCUGUCUUUUUAGCUGUGUCUGGUUUUAUUCUGAAACUUACUUCUAGUGUUGGAAGCUUUUUUUUCCAGUUGGUGGUAUCUUGUGUUGGCUUUGAAAGGGCUGGAUUUGGAGGAGAGGUUAGAUCAGUGGAUGACCUUAACUCUAGCAGAAUUGUGCAGUGUAUGAGACUUCAUACCCAUUCUGGGUAACUGUGGCAUUUACAAUGGGUUGUAUUUGCCAGGCAGCAAAUUAAUUGCUCGUAGUAUUGAAAGAGCCUACACUAGAGGUUUUCCACUGGCCCACUGAUUUUUACUUUUUUAAGGUGAGUUCUAUUGUAAUGUAUAAAAGAUGGAACAUGAACUCUGAUUUCUCAGCCAGCAGCAGGAGAUGCCACUGAAUGGCUACAGGCAGAGUUUUACCAGUCAGAUUUUGCUAUAAGAUGUUUUAACUUCAGGCAAGCUUUACCAGUAGUGAGCUCCUCGCCAUUGUGAGUGCAGAGAAACACUCGGACCUUCUUCUGAGCAUUGUGGCACAGUGUGGUGAGUCUUUAGGAAACUUCUACAGACAUCCAAGUUUUGCCUUCUAUAGUUGUAAGUGAGCUGUCUUGGAAGGCUUGUAGUGAGUUAAAUGCAAGAAUGUCUGCUUUUGCCUGUUUUGGGAAAGGCAGCAGCGAUCAGUCCAGAUCUUUCAGAUGAGCCUGCAUUGGAGAAAAGAGGACAGCCUGAAAUCAGACUUUGGGAUGCAGCUACAAGUCCUCUGGAGUACUAAAGAGAGCCAGUUUGUUUUUUUAGAGGAGAAAGUGUUCAUCAACCCGAGUGUGGCAAGCAUAGCACUCAUGGAGGUCAGCACAUCUUGUCUGGAGUGGUGUGUGAUUCUGAUGGAAUUGCUGUUGGGGAAGUUGAGCUCCUAGUGUCACAAAGCAGCUGGUGGACUGGCAAUCCAUUUUUUUUAUCCAAAGGAUUAAAUGAAUGAUGUGACUUGCAAAUUGAAAAGUGUUACAACCAUGAAAUUCUUUCAGUGUGCUACUGCGGAUUUGUGUCUGUUUCAAAAACAAAUGUCACCUAAGCCCUCAGUUCAUGCACUUUUUUCUUGCAGUGGGAAGGAGAAGAAAAGAAAUUCUUUUCUUAGCAGUCUACUUGGUUUGGACACUUUCUUUUGUGGCUCAAGUGCUGUUUUGUGUGUUGGGACCAAACAGUUGUGUCAAUAAAAUUUUCAAGCAAGCA
Messenger RNA from Pogoniulus pusillus (Red-fronted tinkerbird), 7911 nucleotides. RefSeq names its product meiosis regulator and mRNA stability factor 1 (gene MARF1). Gene Ontology annotation, biological process: regulation of gene expression. Gene Ontology annotation, cellular component: cytoplasm; peroxisome. The record is from RefSeq and is a predicted model, not a curated record. The transcript has 27 exons. Gene Ontology annotation, molecular function: RNA binding; RNA nuclease activity; CCR4-NOT complex binding. NCBI's taxonomy places the organism in Eukaryota, Metazoa, Chordata, Aves, Piciformes, Lybiidae. Bases 510 to 5744 code for a protein of 1744 amino acids.